AUGGUACUAACCGAAGAAUGCAGUGCCAUCAUCCAGCACAAAUUGCCCCAGAAAUUGAAGGAUCUUGGGAGCUUCCAAAUUCCUUGUAUCAUAGGGGAAAUCAUAGUGGAAAAGGCUUUAUGUGAUUUAGGAGCUAGCAUAAAUCUGAUGUCCUUAGUAAUGGUGAAGAAAAUGAGGAUUGAGGAGGCCAAACCAACAAGAAUGGCCCUGCAACUAGCAGACCGAUCAUUCAAGUUUCCUCACGGAAUAGUAGAAGACUUGCUAGUGAAGGUGGGAGACUUUAUCUUCCCAACAAACUUUGUAGUGUUGGAUAUGAAGGAAGGAACCAAGACUUCUAUCAUCUUAGGCAGGCCAUUUUUAGCCACUACUGGAGCCAUCAUUGAUGUCCAAAAGGGUGAACUUGUCCUAAGACUACAUGAAGAGAAAAUGAUAUUCUAUGUGUUCAAGGCCAUGAGUUACCCACAGGACUAA
Messenger RNA from Arachis duranensis, 471 nucleotides. RefSeq lists its product as uncharacterized. NCBI's taxonomy places the organism in Eukaryota, Viridiplantae, Streptophyta, Magnoliopsida, Fabales, Fabaceae. Bases 1 to 471 code for a protein of 156 amino acids. The record is from RefSeq and is a predicted model, not a curated record. The transcript has a single exon.